This is a messenger RNA of Egretta garzetta (little egret), 951 nucleotides long. RefSeq names its product olfactory receptor 14J1-like. The coding region runs from base 16 to 951 and encodes 311 amino acids. Gene Ontology annotation, molecular function: olfactory receptor activity; G protein-coupled receptor activity. The transcript is spliced from 2 exons. Gene Ontology annotation, biological process: G protein-coupled receptor signaling pathway. Lineage: Eukaryota; Metazoa; Chordata; Aves; Pelecaniformes; Ardeidae. Gene Ontology annotation, cellular component: membrane. The record is from RefSeq and is a predicted model, not a curated record.
GCACAGAGGAAACAAAUGUCCAACAGCAGCUCCAGCUCCCAGUUCCUCCUCCUGGCCUUUGCAGACACACGGGAGCUGCAGCUCUUGCACUUCUGGCUCUUCCUGGGCAUCUACCUGGCUGCCCUCCUGGGCAACGGCCUCAUCAUCACAGCUGUUGCCUUUCACCACUGCCUCCACACUCCCAUGUACUUCUUCCUCCUCAACCUCUCCCUCCUUGACCUGGCCUCCAUCUCCACCACUCUCCCCAAAUCCAUGGCCAAUUCCCUGUGGAACACCAGGGCCAUCUCCUACACAGGAUGUGCUGCCCAGUUAUUUUUCUUUCUCUUCUUGAUCACAGCAGAGUUUUAUCUGCUCACUGUCAUGGCCUAUGACCGCUACGUUGCCAUCUGCAAACCCCUGCACCACAGGACCCUCCUGGGCAGCAGAGCUUGUGCCCACAUGGCAGCAGCUGCCUGGGGCACUGGGUUCCUCAAUGCUGUGCUGCACACGGCCAAUACAUUUUCACUCCCACUCUGCAAGGGCAAUGCCGUGGACCAGUUCUUCUGUGAAAUCCCCCAGAUCCUCAAGCUUUCAUGCUCAGAUGCCUACCUGAGGGAGGUUGGGCUUAUUGUGGUCAGUGCCUGUUUAGGCUUCGGGUGUUUUGUUUUCAUUGUGGUGUCCUAUGUGCAGAUCUUCAGGGCUGUGCUGAGGAUCCCCUCUCAGCAGGGACGGCACAGAGCCUUUUCCACGUGCCUCCCUCACCUGGCUGUGGUCUCCCUGUUUGUUAGCACUGCAGUAUUUUCCCACCUGAAGCCCCCCUCUGUCUCCUCCCCAUCCCUGGAUCUGGUCGUGGCAGUGCUGUACUCGGUGGUUCCUCCAGCAUUGAACCCUCUCAUCUACAGCAUGAGGAACCAGGAGCUCAAAGAUGCCCUAUGUAAAUUAACCCAUUGGGUGCUGUUUCAUCAACAAUAA